AUGGCCCGCGCCGCAGCCUGCCGGGAGGACAUCCACUACUUCCACUGCCUGCGCAUCGUGGAGAUCCUCAAGGGCACCGAGGCCUCCACCAAGAACCUCUUUGGGCGCUACUCGUCGCAGCGCAUGAAGGACUGGCAGGAGAUCGUGGCCCUCUACGAGAAGGAGAACACCUACCUGGCCGAGCUCUCCAGCCUCCUGGUGCGCAGCGUCAGCUACGAGGUGCCCUCGCUGAGGAAGCAGAUCGGCCGGUGCCAGCAGGCCCAGCAGGACCUGGCGCGCCGCGAGGAGGAGUGCCAGCUGCGGGCGGGCGAGCUCCGGGAGCGCUUCGGCAGCGCCUGCAAGCAGUACGGCAUCACUGGUGACAACGUGCGCCAGGAGCUGCUGGCCUUGGUGAAGGAGCUGCCGUCGCUGCUGGCCGACGUCGGCGCGGGAGCCAGCGCGCUCCGCGAGGCCAUCGAGCUGUACCAGGCCUGCGUGGAGUUCGUGUGCGAGAGCUCCGCGGAGCAGGUGACGCCGCUGCUGCGGCACGURGCCGAGAGAGGCAACACGACCGUCUAUGAGUGGAGGACGGGGCUGGAGCCCGUGCGCGUGGAGCGGCCGCCGGUGGAGGAGGUGCCGGAGCCGCCCCGGGAGGACACGAUUGACUGGGGGGACUUCACGCUGGAGCCGACCCCCGGCGGUGCCGGCACCGCUGCCGAUGGGGCAGCCCAGGGUGAUGGGAUCGACUGGGGCAUCACGCUGGAGCCCAGCCCGCAGCAGGAUGAUGGCAUCGACUGGGGAGAUGGUGAAGACGAUGGGGUGCAGAUCACGGUGCUGGAGGCUGGCACCGAGGUGCCGGAGGGUGUCGCCUGUGGCUCUGAUGCCCUGACGCUCCUGGAGAACCCRGAGACCCGGAGCCAGUUCAUCGAUGAGCUCAUGGAGCUGGAGCUGUUCCUGUCGCAGCGGCUGGCGGAGAUGGGCGAGGAGGCCGACGUGCUGGCCGUGAGCCAGUUCCAGCUGGCCCCCGCGGUGCUGCAGGGCCAGAGCAGCGCCCGCGUGGCCGCGCUGCUGGCCACCACCCAGGCGCUGCUGGGCCAGCUCAGCACCCGCCGCAUGCAGCACCUCUUCAUGAUCCUCGCGUCGCCCAGGUACGUGGACCGCGUGAGCGAGCUGCUGCGGCAGAGGCUGAAGCAGGCGGAGCUGCUGCUGCUGAAGAAGGAGACGAUGAGCCAGAAGCGGCAGGAGGCCCUGGCGGAGCAGGGCGCCUUGGAGCCCAAACUCGACCGCCUGCUGGAGAAGACUAAGGAGCUCCAGAAACUGAUUGAAGCCGACAUCUCCAAGCGCUACGGCGGGCGCCCUGUGAACCUCAUGGGGGUCCCUGCGUGAGGACGAGGACACCRUGGGCAGCACCCGCUGCAGCUCUGCUCCCCAGGGACCUCGCUGUGCAGCACCC
Nothoprocta perdicaria is the source of this 1432-nucleotide messenger RNA. RefSeq names its product CDK5 regulatory subunit associated protein 3 (gene CDK5RAP3). The coding region runs from base 1 to 1365 and encodes 454 amino acids. NCBI's taxonomy places the organism in Eukaryota, Metazoa, Chordata, Aves, Tinamiformes, Tinamidae. The record is from RefSeq and is a predicted model, not a curated record. Gene Ontology annotation, biological process: regulation of cyclin-dependent protein serine/threonine kinase activity; regulation of mitotic cell cycle. The transcript has 12 exons. Gene Ontology annotation, cellular component: endomembrane system.